Paramecium sonneborni is the source of this 396-nucleotide messenger RNA. Lineage: Eukaryota; Ciliophora; Oligohymenophorea; Peniculida; Parameciidae. The record is from the annotation of a GenBank genome assembly.
AUGAGCUUAAAUUAAUACACUGAAUAAAAAAACUUGCUUAAGUACUUCAAAAGCAGUAAGUUAACAAAGAUUAACAAAUAAUCAAAAAUAUUUCUAUAGAAUAUUUAAACGAGUAGCCAAUUAGAGCCAAAUAUAUUCAAUACCUUAAAUUUUGUAUCCUAAUACUUGAUCAUCAUUUUUUUUAAAUAGGAGUUUGCAUUCAAGAAAAAAAUAACUCAUAUCUAUAGAUAUCUCUAUUUGUUAUUUUUAAAUUUCCUUCUAAAUUGUAGGCAUUAGAAAUAUUAGUUUAAAAUAUUGGUUUGCUUGUAGAUAUGGAAAUUACAGUUAUUUUGCUAUUCAGUCUAUUUGGAUUUCAUUCAUUUUAUGGAGUAAAAAAUAUCUCAACAUUUAAAGUGA